AUGAGGCUGAAAUCAGAAUUCGUCGUAAAUGUAGAGGCCAAUAAUCCCAACGCUCACAUCAGUCUAAUCUACGGAAAAGAGAGCAAUGUAACACUCUGGUACAGAGACCAGGAACUUAGCCAAGGGAAGCUACCAAGUUUUCGACAAGGCACCAAUAACAUAAGUAUCAUGCACGUCGAUAUGAAUGGAAAGAGUAAACUAGAUUCAGGCAUUCAAGAGACACUCAAACAGGAUCAGAAAAACAGAAUGGUGCCGAUGGUUGUGCAGGUGCAGGCACCUAUAACUAUUGUGGUGGGGGAAUACAAAUUGAGGGAGUUUGUGGUAUAUGUAAACUGUUCUUUGACACUUGAUAGCUUGUCAGCGGACAAGAAUCCCGAGAUCAUAACAAGCACAUAUACAAUACAUGCUACAUUGUAA
Daucus carota subsp. sativus is the source of this 417-nucleotide messenger RNA. RefSeq names its product NDR1/HIN1-like protein 6. The transcript has a single exon. Gene Ontology annotation, cellular component: plasma membrane. Lineage: Eukaryota; Viridiplantae; Streptophyta; Magnoliopsida; Apiales; Apiaceae. The coding region runs from base 1 to 417 and encodes 138 amino acids. The record is from RefSeq and is a predicted model, not a curated record.